AUUCGUCGGAACUCACAGAGCGGGUACGAGAACGUUGUGAUGGUGCGAUCAUUCAAUUAUUCAAGUAAAUAGGUACCUAUCGGUUGUUCCACUAGUGAGUACUUUGCAUUUUGUGCGGAUACCUGGCGCUAGCGAUGAUUUCGAUCGGUCAUUAGAGGACCACUUCCGCUUUUUGGUUUUUCGUUUGUCGGAUUAGUGAGUGAGAAUGCCUUAUAACAGAUCAAGACAAGACAAUUGGUGGAAGAGGAGGACUAGUCUAGAAAAACAGCUAUCAUAUAUUGCUCUUGGAUCAAUAGUUACAGCUUUAAUUCUUUUCAUAUCCCUAAUAUUCUAUCACCAAUAUGGCGUACCCAAGGGGGUAUGUCUGUCUAGUGGCUGCGUUCACGCAGCUUCGGAUAUUCUGGGCAGGUUAGACGAGGACAUAAACCCUUGUGAAGAUUUCUAUAGUUUCGCAUGUGGAGGUUUCAUCAAGACAAGAACAAUUCCAGAUGAUGUGUCAGCUUACAGUGCCUUUACGGAAGUUCGAGAAAACUUGAUGAAACAGCUCAGAGCUAUUUUGGAAGAACCUGAAGAUCCUAGCGAUAUCACCGCAGUGCAGGUGGUGAAAAGUUACUAUAAAGCUUGCAUGAAUGAAGAAAUGAUCAACGCUGAAGCCCUGGUGGAAGCUCAAACUCUGAUGAACACCUUGGGUGGCUGGCCAGUUCUAGAAGAAGUUUGGGAUCCCAACAAUUUCGAUUGGAUAGAGGAACUGAAGCUUUUCAAAGAGCAAGGUUUAGACUUUAACUAUCUUUUGUCCAUUAAGGCAGGAAAGGAUAUUGGUAACUCCUCUGCACGUAUUAUCACUGUUGAUCAACCACCUGUUUUUGGACUGACCAUACAUAAUUUAGUCAAAGGCAUACACGACAGUUCUGUUAGAAACUACCUAGAACUAAUGGUUGACUUUGCCGUGAUGUUUGGUGCGGCUGAAUAUGAGGCUACCGCUGAUAUGGAAGAAGCCCUUUUGUUCGAGAUCAAACUGGCAAAGAAAACAGUAUCUAAAAUCGAAAAUCGCAACUCGUCCCAGUUUUACAACAAAAUGACGCUCAAACAACUGAAACAACAAUAUGGCACUAUCGACUGGAUGAAACUUUUCCAGUAUAUUUUACCGGAAGAAGUGAAACUUUACGAUGAUAGAGAAAUAAUGGUGGAAGUGCCGAGCUACAUAGAUGGGCUUGAGAAAUUAUUGAAAACAACAGCUCCCAAAACUGUAGCAAAUUAUCUGUUUUGGAGAGCAGCCUUGGAGAUAUGGCCUUUCCUGCCUCAGAAAUUCGAAGAUCGCAUAACCAGAUACAAAAAAGUUACGGGUGGAAUUUCACAAAGUUCGCCAAGAUGGAAGAAGUGUUUAGACCUUACGCAAGCCCAUCUACCGCUUUUGCUAGGCGCCACCUAUGUGAGGCGAUACUCCAACGAGGAAACCAAAGUUUAUGCUGCUGAGAUGGUCGACUACAUAAUGACAGAGUUCAAGAAGACUUUGCAGUACGGAACUCCAUGGAUGGACGAAUCAACGCGAAAACAGGCUUUAAUGAAAGCUGACAAAAUUAAAGCGCAAAUCGCUUAUGCUAACGAAAUGUUGGACGACAAACUUCUGAAUGAAUUAUGCGCUGAGAUUUUCGUUAACGAAAAAGCCUUCUUGACUUCCUUCCUGAACAUAAAUAGACACGAAUGGAACAGAUUACUCAGGAAACUGCUAGAUCCUACCGCAAGGAACGAUUGGACAGAGACUGCAGGUCCUAUUGUAGUUAACGCUUACUACCACAGACUUGAAAAUACCAUCAUUUUACCAGCUGCAAUCCUUCAGGGGGUUUUCUUCAACAGGAACAGACCUGGCUUCCUGAACUUCGGCGCAAUUGGGACAAUAGUUGGCCACGAAAUAAUUCACGCCUUCGACGAUCAAGGCAGUCAGUUCGACGAAGAUGGCAACUUGAGGAGUUGGUGGAACCAAGACACUCUUGAUGCUUUCGCCGAAAAAGCAAAAUGUUUUAUAGAAACUUUCAACAGUAUUAGAGUAGAAGAGGUGGACGAAAAUGUAAGCGGAACCAGAACCCUAGGUGAGAACAUAGCUGACAAUGGGGGUGCCAAACAGGCAUAUUUGGCGUACCAAUCGUGGACGGACCAGUACGGCAGCGAAAGCAAACUGCCGGGUUUGAAGUACAAUCCCAAACAAUUGUUUUGGAUAGCUAGUGCCCAGAAUUGGUGUAGCAAGGAAAGACUUGAAUAUUUGAGACAGAAAGUGGCUUCGGAUACGCACACUCCUGAUAAAUACAGAGUGAACGCGAACUUUCAGAAUUUGGAUGUAUUCUCUAAAGAUUUCAAAUGUCCUUUAGAUAGUAGGAUGAAUCCUCGCAAUAAAUGUUCAGUUUGGUAACUUAACUCGAGGAGAAAUGAGACUUAUUAUAUAGCUAUAGGUACUUUUUUCAAUAAAUUUUAUGAAGUUUU
Coccinella septempunctata (seven-spotted ladybird) is the source of this 2475-nucleotide messenger RNA. Its product is annotated as neprilysin-2-like. Lineage: Eukaryota; Metazoa; Arthropoda; Insecta; Coleoptera; Coccinellidae. Gene Ontology annotation, cellular component: plasma membrane. Gene Ontology annotation, biological process: protein processing. The transcript is spliced from 11 exons. Bases 206 to 2404 code for a protein of 732 amino acids. The record is from RefSeq and is a predicted model, not a curated record. Gene Ontology annotation, molecular function: metalloendopeptidase activity.